This is a messenger RNA of Opisthocomus hoazin, 4449 nucleotides long. NCBI's taxonomy places the organism in Eukaryota, Metazoa, Chordata, Aves, Opisthocomiformes, Opisthocomidae. The record is from RefSeq and is a predicted model, not a curated record.
AUGAACAGCAGUUGGCACUGGGGAGGAAUCGGGAUUGUGCGGCUGGGGGUGGAGAGGGUGAAGGUGCUGCCAAGAGGCUUAUCAAGCAGCAGAUUCUCUCCCUCCAGUUUAGGAAGGAGCACCUUCUGCGCAAUCAUUUCUCAGCUGACGGAGGAAACCCAGCCACUAUUUGAAACCACUAUCAAAUCCCGUUCUGUGUCCGAGGACUCUGAUGCUAAAUUCACGUGCAUAGUGACAGGAUACCCGCAGCCGGAGGUGACGUGGUAUAAGGAUGAUGAAGAGAUGGACCGCUACUGCGGCUUACCCAAGUAUGAGAUACUCCAUCAUGGAAAUCGCCACACCCUGCAGCUGUACAAGUGCCGAGAAGAAGACGCAGCCAUUUACCAGGCCUCAGCUAGAAAUAACAAAGGCAUCGUGUCCUGCUCAGGUGUGCUGGAAGUGGGAACCAUGACGGAGUUCAAAAUCCAUCAGAAGUGGUUUGACAAAAUUAAGAGAAAAGCUGAAGAAAAGCUGCGAGAGAUAGAACAAGGCAAGAAACGAGGGAAAGAAAAUGUGGAAGUGGAGAAAUUGCAAGGAAUGAGCCCCGAUCGGCUCCAGAGAAAGCGGAGGCUGGUCAGGGAUCUGAAUCUCCAGUCAGGAGCCUCUCUGUGGGAGAAGGAGGAUGCAGCAAAAGUGCACGUUGCCGAUUCUCAGUCCAGAUUACGUGAGGAUAUUGCUGAGCCGAAGGAGAAGCCGGUCAGUGUGAUGACGGGCUUUCCAAACAAACUGAUAGCGCCUUUGAAAUCAGAGGUGACCACCAAUGGGGAUACCUCUUUGGAAAGUGUGGAGGAGAAUGGGAAUGACUUUCUCGCUUAUAUCUACGAGACGGUGGAGGACCUAGCGACUAAGCCAGGGGUGAAGGACUCUGCAGCUAAAAAGAAAAAGAAGGUGAAGGCUCCUCCAGCAGCAAAGCAGGAAGUUUCCAAGCGAGAAGAAAGUGGGCGAGGCAGGGCAAACCACUCUCCAAAUCCAAGGUUUGCCCCUCCUGUCCCCUUACGCAGGAGUGCACGUUUAAGGGUGGCAAAUGAUCAAGAAGUGGAAAACAGUCCAAAAAUUAAAGAGCCUGGGAAAGCUGCCCUGCAGCCUGUGGCAGUCAGCAGACAGACAGAGGAUGCUCCGUCGUUCUCAGAGGUGUUGGGAGCAGGACCUGCGCCGUCUGAAGGACAGAGAGGCCAGCACCAAGCACAGAAGUUGGAGGGAAACAAAGCCAUCAGUCCAGAGGUUGCAGCAACGGUGGGAAAGUCUGCUACUGACCUAAAACAUCCAGUGUCCGGUGCAAGCACAGAAAAGGGUCAGCAAGCCAAUAAGUUAGAGGAGCUCAGGAAAGAGAAGCCCAUCUGCCAGGAGACCAGCGGGGCUGGGAAAAGGAUGAAUCCUCAGCUGAGGCCUCAGGAGCCACCAAAGCCACCAGCACCUUCUCCAGACCAUGUGCAGUCUGGCAAGGAGCACCCUCCCUCUAGGAAGCAGGUAGAAGGACAUUCCCAUGCUCUUGAGGGCAGAGAGACCCAACAGGGACUGUUAAAUCAACAGGACAGAAGCCAAGAUGAGGAAGAGCCAUUGGUAAAGAAAUCCAGUCCUCCAGAGCCUGGAGAAGACACUGCUCUUGAGCAAAUCACACAUCAGACAGCAGUCAAGGAUGGGAAGAGCAAAAAAGCAGCAGAGCUGUCUGAGAGCCGUCCUGGUGCAGAGGCAGGAGGGAGAGUUACAGCAGAGCCGUCUCCUGGGGUUGCUCAUAGGGAGGCAGGAGGGACACCUUUGGGACAUCAGGAGACUGAAACACCAGCUCCUGCUUCAGUUCUGCUUGGCAAGGAAGAGCCGCUUCCUGCUCCUGCAGCAGGGAUGUUGGUAGCUCCGGAGGCACUGCUUGCAGCUUACAGCACCCCAGGGAUGGGGGCCACAGCAGGAGAGGUCCCGCCUGGAGCCCAGCUGCUGCCUCCUGCGAGCAGCGAAACAGAAAUCAAGAGGGCAGAUGAAACUGCCUCACAAGAAGCGUUUUCAGCCAGCACAUUAGGGGAGGAGAGUGCAAAGCCAGUGUGUGGGGGGCCUCAGGGGAAGGAAGGAGGAGAGCAAACAGCCACAGCUCCGCGACAGGAACCGGCAGCACCUCCAGGCGCUUUUGAAGGAGGUGCUGAGGUUCAGCCACAAGUACCACUGGUCCUGCCUAGCCCCGAGAGACCUCAGGAAGUGUCUUUGGAGGAGAAGAUGCAGCACAAAAACCUUGUUUCCUCCUUGAAGAACUAUUUGCUGCUGCUUUUAAAAAUGUCAGAGAGCAGUAAGGAUGCCACAAAAGAAGACGUUGACCCCAGGGACAAGGAGCAGCCUGAUGCAGAGGAAGUCAUGCUCCCAGAGAUAGGCAUUGCAGGCCUGAGCCCCCACACCUCUAGGAGAGUUUUGGAAAAGGUACAAAACAAUCAGCUCUUCCAGACAGCAGAGAACUUGCCUCUGACCCCGAGGACAUCCAGGCGGAUUACGGGCAUGAUUAAUGAGGAAUUAGUUACCAGCAAGGAGAUGCUGGCUUGCAGGCCUGUGCCACCGAAGAGACGUACCCGGGUUGCUCCCGAGGUGGAGGGGCCACCCCAGCUCUCUGUGCCCUCCAUUGUGGUGGGCAGCAUGCCAGCAGCAGGAGUGGGGCAACCUCCUAACAAUAUUUCUGAUUUGCCUCCAGUGAGCCCUGAAAAAGAGAGCCCUGGUGACUCUCUGGCAGUGCUACCUUGUGCCACGCCAGAGGAGCUUGCUUCCGGGGCCCGGCGCAAAAUAUACCUGCCAAAAACCAAGCAGGUGGGGGAGGAAGAGGAGGCAACCCCAGGGAGCCCAGGGCACAUGAGAAGUCCUACCGUUUCACCACGGCAAUCCAGGAAGAAUGCGGCCCUGUUGCAGUCACCUGCCCUGACUCCGUCCCCUCCCACAGAGCAGCGCUUACCAACCCUCACGAGGAAGAUGGCCACGCUGGAGGUUCCUAAGCUGUAUGAGGAGCCCACAGGUGACAGCAGUGGUGACCACGAGGUCCCUGAAGAUGCUAAGCCAGAAGCAGAGCCAGCAGAGUCUAAGAAAGCAAAUAACCCAUUUAAAGCUCCACAGGUGAUUCGUAAGAUCAGGGCAGAACAAUUUUCCGAUGCAUCAGGAAACCUGAAACUUUGGUGCCAGUUCUUCAAUAUUUUGAGUGAGUCUAAGCUGAUGUGGUACAAGGACGAGAUCCCCGUAGCAGAAGUCCAGAGGAGCGCUGGUGACGAGGGCCAGGCAGCCUUGGCUCUUGUGCAGGCAUCCCAGAAGGACUGCGGGGUCUACCGAUGUGUGAUCAGCAACGAGUACGGCACCGAUUCCACUGAUUUCCUGCUCAGCCCGGAAGUGCUGUCAGGAUUUAUCUUGCGGGAAGAGAUGGAAGUUGGAGAGGAGAUCGAGAUGACGCCCAUGGUGUUCGCGAAGGGUUUGGCUGAUGCAGGCUACUGGGGGGAUAAGCUCUUCGGACGUGUGGUGAGCGAGGACGUGGAAGUGGGUGCUGGUUUCCUGCGCAAAGCCUGCCGUGCCAGAGCCAUCUACGGCCUGGAGCCUGUCUUUGAAUCCGGCCACACCUGUGUCAUCAAAGUGCACAAUUUCAUUGUCUUUGGGACCAAGAAUGAGAACAGCCUCAUCGAGAAGAACUAUGAUAUCACCAUCCAGGAAUGUAAAAUCCAGAACUCCAGCCGUGAGUACUGCAAGAUCUUUGCUGCUGAGGCACGAGCUGUCCCUGAUUUUGGAGCGGUGCCCGAGAUAGUUCCUCUGUACCUGAUUUACCGUCCAGCCAACAACAUCCCUUAUGCCACGAUGGAGGAGGACCUGGGUGGGCCCUGUGAGCAGUACUGUGUCACUGAGAGAGAUGGCAGCUUGGUGGCACGAGGCACCUCAGAGAUUGUGCUCAAAUGCUGCACUUUCCAGCACUGGGUCUACCAGUGGACAAAUGGAAACAUCCUCGUGACUGACAUGGAAGGAGUGGGCUGGAAGAUGACCAACGUGCGGAUCGCUACCAACCUGAAAGGGUACCAGGGGCUGAAGGAAAGCUGCUUCCCCUCCCUGCUGGAGCAAUUCGCGUCCGCUCACCAGUGUAACCGUUACUGCAGCAUCCUGGGGCUGAAGACGCUGGAGCCACCCAAGCCCAAGGGCUCCAAGAGCCCCUCCAUGGGUAGGAAAUCUGCCCAGUCCAGCCCCCAGCUUCAGAAGAAGGGGCUGGCGAGUCCCCAGGGUACCCGCAAGGCUGCCGUGAGCCCCAAGAGCUCCCGAAGAGCUGCAGAAACAGGGGAGGCCCUAGCAGCCUCCAAACCCGGCUCACGGCGACCACUGCUCUCCUCCCUGUGCCGACCACCCUGCCCGCGGCGCUUGCGUUGUGUGGUGUGUGCUGAGUGUGAGCGGCUCAGCUGGGGUCUGGGGGGGCUGUGA